AACAGGUUCUUCCUGACGUCCUUUGGUGCUCUGUACAUCUCAGAUGUCCAGAAGGAGGAUGCCCUCUCUACCUACCGCUGCAUUACCAAGCACAAAUACAGCGGAGAGACGCGCCAGAGCAAUGGAGCCAGGCUGUCUGUCAUGGGUGAGUUGGACUGUAAAGUAUGUCAUUUCUCUGAGUACCGGUACACAGUGUUUUGUGUGUAAUAAAUGUCUAUGCAUAUGAAUGAAUAUACACUACAUGACCAAAAGUAUGUGGACACCUGCUCGUCGAACAUCUCAUUCCAAAAUCAUGUGCAUUAAUAUGGAGUUGGUCCCCCCUUUUCUGCUGUAACAGCCUCCACUCUUCUGGGAAGGCUUUCCUCUAGAUGUUGGAACAUUGCUGCGGGGACUUCCAUUCAGCCACAAGAGCAUUAGUAAGGUCGGGCACUGAUGUUGGGCAAUUAGGCCUGGCUCGCAGUCGGCAUUCCAAUUCAUCCCAAAUGUGUUCGAUGGGGUUGAGGUCAGGGCUUUGUGCAAGUCAGUCAAGUUCUUCCACACCGAUCUCGACAAACCAUUUCUGUAUGGACCUCGCUUUGUGCAUGGGGGCAUUGUCAUGCUGAAACAGGAAAGGGCCUUCCCCAAACUGUUGCCACAAAGUUGGAAGCACAGAGUUGUCUAGAAUGUCAUUGUAUGCUGUAGCGUUAAGAUUUCCCUUCACUGGAACUUAGGGGCCCCAGACCAUUAUUCCUCCUCCACCAAACUUUACAGUUGGCACUAUGCAUUGGGCAGGUAGCGUUCUCCUGGCAUCCGCCAAACCCAGAUUCGUCCGUCGGACUGCCAGAUUCAUCACUCCAGAGAACGCGUUUCCACUGCUCCAGAGUCCAAUGGCCGCGAGCUUUACACCACUCCAGCCAAUGCUUGGCAUUGCGCAUGGUGAUCUUAGGCUUGUGUGCAGCUGCUCGGCCAUGGAAACCCAUUUCAUGAAGCUCCAGACAAACAGUUAUUGUGCUGAUGUUGCUUCCAGAGGCAGUUUGGAACUCGGUAGUGAGUGUUGCAACCGAGGACAGACGAUUUCUACACGCUGCGCGCUUCAGCACUCUGCGGUCCCAUUCUGUGAGCUUGUGUGGCCUACCACUUCACGACUGAGCCGUUGUUGCUCUUAGAUAUUUCCACUUCACAAUAACAGCACUUACAGUUGAUUGGGGCAGCUCUAGCAGGGCAGAAAUUUGACGAACUGACUUGUUGGAAAGGUGGCAUCCUAUGACGGUGGCACGUUGGAGAUUGCAUGGCUGUGUGCUCGAUUUUAUACAACUAUCAACAACAGGUGUGGCUGAACGAAUCUACUCAUUUGAAGGGGUGUCCACAUACUUUUGUAUAUAUAGUGUAUGUAUAUGAAUUAUUGUUAACAUCCCAUACCCAAGUCCAGUCCAAAGUAUAACCUGUUCCCCCCAUCUCUCUUCCAGACCCCACCGAGUCGUCUCCCUCUAUCCUGGACAGUUUCCAGGCGGGGGAGGUGCGGGCUGGUCAGAGUGUGGAGCUCCCCUGCAUGGCAGCGGGGUACCCCAGCCCCACGGUGCGCUGGCUAAAGGACGGGCGCCCGCUGCCCUCUGAUGCACGCUGGACUCGGCGCCUCACGGGUCUGACCAUCAGUGACCUCAGGCAGGAGGACAGCGGUAGCUAUGCCUGUGAGGUCACCAACAGCUUCGGCUCCAAGGAAGUGUCUGGAGCACUCUAUGUCGUAGGUGAGGAGAGGAGGAGGGAGGGGGGUCGAGGGAUGUGGGACGGAGGAAAAGGGAGAGGGAGGAGAUAUUGUGGUGAAGAGGGAGGGACCAUGGGACAGGGAAUUGGUGUGAGGAGAAGGAGGAGUGAGGCAGGGGGGAAAGGUUGGCAAAGGGGAAAUAAGGUUGGCACAGACCCCCAAAACAGACACACACUUACAGUGUGCACUUUCUGUUAAUGUCAGACUGACAGACAGACAGAUACACUCACACUGUCUUCUGAAUUGGUGGCAGACAGGCUCAUAUUCUGUACACACACACACACACACACACACAUUCACACGUAUAAUGUGAGAAAUGGAUCAGUAUGAAUGGGUGUGUAGUGUAUGAUGCCCUGUCAUAUCAAGUCUCUAGACAGAGGACAGUAAUGCACUGAGAAUGAGCACUUCACACCACCGCCAACACCAGUCACUAUCAGAGAGAGAGAGAGAGAGAGAGAGAGAGAGAGAGCAGAGGGGGGUGGAUGGACUAAAAGGAGACAGAGAAGGAACAAUGAAAAAUAGAAAUUGAAGUAUAUCUUUCAGAGAGAAAGGAAGAAUGAGAGAGAGAAACAGAUUUAUAUAAACACAGAGAAGAUAGAGAUAGAGAGAGAGAGAGAACAAGAGAGAGCACAGGCAGGCUUUGCCAGUGGGCACAUCAUGGCAGCACACAGUGUGACUCUGACAGGGCGAGGGGGGCUUGGGUUGCACAGCCAUGCCCCCCAGCACACACCACCAGCUGCCUUAUUGCUCACUGACAUUUACACACACACACACACACACACACACACACACACACACACACACACACACGCGCGCGCACACACACACACACACACAUAUAUGGACAGAGAUGUGAAGAGAUGUCUCCAUCUGCUUUUUUAAUGACUGCCUGAAACGGAUUGAGUCUCCUCAACUGAUUACGCUGUUUUGUUUUUCUGUCUUUGUGUGUGUGUGUGUUACUCAUGUGUGUUUUCUCUCUCCUCCCACAGACCCCCUGCGAGUGACCCUCUCCCCUAAGAGUCUGAAGACGGGUAUCAGCAGUACCCUGUUCUUUACCUGUGCUGUGGAGGGUUCUCCAGAGUACACAGUGGCCUGGUACAGGAACACAGAACCUAUAGUCCCAGACCAGCACAUCUCCAUACAGGGCUCCCACAACGACACCCUGCAGAUCACUGCCGCUCAGAAGAGCCACUCUGGGGCCUACCAGUGCUUUGCCUCCCGCAAGGGCCACACUGCCCAGGACUUCUCUAUCAUACUGCUGGAGGGUAAGAGGAUGAGGGAGGGAAGGUUGGAUGGGAGGGGGGUGGAAGCAAGCAACUUUAUUCUUACAGACAGGGCCGGCUCCAGGCAUAAGCGACAUAAGGUUGUUGUUGUUGUUUUUUUGGAACUCAGUCGGGGUCUCAACUUACUAUUGAGAGUAAGAAUAGUAAAAUACACCAGGUGCAAUUUUGAAAUGUGGUUGUGCAUCAGCAAUUAUUCUGUUGUUAUGCCAGUCACUAAAUUAUCUGACAAUUAGCCAUGUACAUUUUUGAUUGGUAGUUAGUCUAGCCAGCUAUCUAAACUUGUAGUAAUCAUGACCGAAUACUGAAUCGGCACGCAGGGCACAUGCCCAGGGGCCCUGACCUCCAGGGGGCCCCCAUUGAUUUUAUUAGUUACUCUCACUCAGAUAUCAUAUUAACAUGGUAUGUGUCACGCCCUGACAUAGAGUUGGCUAGUUGGUUUAGUCAGGGUGUGAAUAUCUAUGUGUGGGAAUUUCUAUGUGGACAUUCUAUGUCAUUGUGUUUCUAUGUUGGCCGGGUGUGGUUCCCAAUCAGAGGCAGCUGUCGAUCGUUGUCUCUGAUUGGGGAUCAUACUUAGGCAGCCAUUUUGCCUACCUUAGUUGUGGGAUCAUGACUCGUGUGUGUGUGUGUGUGUGUGUGUGUGUGUGUGUGUGUGUGUGUGUGUGUGUGUGUGUGUGUGUGUGUGUGUGUGUGUGUGUGUGUGUGUGUGUGUGUGUGUGUGUGUGUGUGUGUGUGUGUGUGUGUGUGUGUGUGUGUGUGUGUGUGUGUGUGUGUGUGUGUGUGUGUGUGUGUGUGUGUGUGUGUGUGUGUGUGUGUGUGUGUGUGUGUGUGUGUGUGUGUGUGUGUGUGUGUGUGUGUGUUGUGUGUGUGUGUGUGUGUGUGUGUGUGUGUGUGUGUGUGUGUGGCCAUUGUGAGUGUCACGUUACGUUGCUUUUGUUGUGUGUUUACUUUAUAAAUAAACAUGUAUGCAUUCUACGCUGCACCUUGGUCCAAUCCUGUACUCAACGGACGGGACAGUAUAAGUCAUGGCAAAAUGUGUUGAAUUUUAGGAAUUUAACUUUAAAGGCCCCCACCAGAGGGCAAAGCAGCCUCUAUUUUAACAUAAUUCCUGUCCUAUAGCGGAAUUUCUCGUUUAGGUUCCACCUCCGAAGAAUGACGCAGGCUGCUAGUACAUAUUCACGAAUUGGGGGUGGGAACGUUAUGGAGAUUUCCACAUGGAGUGGAGAAAUAACAACAAGUAGGGCACUGACAGCUGUCAGUGUAGCUAGCUAGCAUGCUAACCUUAUCUAGAUAGCUAAUGUUAUAUGUUGUUGCUACACUGUAUUCAAAAGAUUAGCCAGCUGGCUAGGCUGUGGCUGGUUCUGGUGCUGGAUUUGUCAUAAGUAUUAAGGGAAAACUUCGCCACAGAUGGAUAGGGAAAACCAGUAUAUUUUACUUUGCCAUCUAUUGUUAUCUCCAAAGUUUUUGCACGUUCCAUAAAUUGCGGCCGCGAAUCCGCCAUAGAAAUAGAAAGAAUAAAAUGAAGCUCCGGUAAUAUGGAUAUUCUAAAUAUUGAACGGUUUGGACUAGAUUCUACAUUGUAAUGGACACGGUGCAACCUUUGGUAUGCUUCUGGUAGGCUGCGCUACAGCAAUGCCACGUCAGCCCGUGCUCCUGCCAUGGUUCUCACAGCUAGGGGAAGUGAAAUGAUAGGCUACAAUGACUUUUCUCAUGAUGCAGACCACAAAUGAUAUGUAACAAAACCCUGAACACAUCGGACACGAAACAAAACACCAAUACAAAUGUAACAACAGCACAAAAUAGAUAAAGAAGUUUGUGGAAUUUUAUUUUGCGGGUGCCUUUUCAUUAUAGGAUAGACACUUGUGAUUUCUAGCUGCACCAAUCAAAGCAGUGGAGCGUGGUCAAAACCAUUCAUCUUGGGGCAACAGUGGGAACGGGAUUCCGAAAUGCAAUCAUAUUACACACAAUUUUAACAUUUACACUGAACAAAAAUAUAAACGCAACAUGUAAAGUGUUAGUCCCAUUUUUCAUGAGCUGAAAUAAAAGAUCCAUACGCACAAAAAGCUUAUUUCUCUCAAAUGUUGUGCACUAAUUUGUUUACAUCCCUGUUAGUGAGCAUUUGUCCUUAGCCAAGAUAAUCCAUCCACCUGUGCUGGGGACAAUAAAAGGCCACUCUAAAUUGUGCAGUUUUGUCACAUAACACAAUGCCACAGAUGUGCAAUUGGCCUGCUGACUGCAGGGAUGUCCACCAGAGCUGUUGCCAGAGAAUGUAAUGCUCAUUUCUCUACCAUAAGCUUCCAACGUUGUUUUAGAGAAUUUGUCAGUACGUCCAACCGGCCUCACAACUGCAGACCAUGUGUACAGCAUCGUAUGGGUGAGCGGUUUGCUGAUGUCAACGUUGUGAACAAAGUGCCCCAUGGUGGCGGUGGGGUUAUCAUAUGGUUAGGCAUAAGCUACGGACAAUGAACACAAUUGCAUUUUAUCAAUGCCGAUUUCAAUGCACAGAGAUACCGUGACGAAAUGCUGAGGCCCAUUAUCGUGCCAUUCACCCGCCGUCAUCACCUCAUGUUUCAGCAUGAUAAUGCACGGCCCCAUAUCGCAUGGAUCUGUACACAAUUCCUGGAAGCUGAAAAUGCCCCAGUUCUUCCAAUGGCCUGCAUACUCAUCAGACAUGUCACCAAUUGAGCAUGUUUGGGAUGCUCUGGAUUGACGUGUACGAUAGCGUGGUCCAGUUCCCGCCAAUAUCCAUCAACUUCGCACAGCCAUUGAAGAGGAGUGAGACAACAUUCCACAGGCCACAAUCAACAGCCUGAUCAACUCUAUGCAAAGGAGAUAUGUAGCGCAGCAUGAGGCAAAUGGUGGUCACACCAGAUACUGACUGGUUUUCUGAUCCACGCCCCUACCUUUUUUAAAAAGGUAUCUGUGACCAACCGAUGCAUAUCUGUAUUCCCAGUCAUGUGAAAUCCAUAGAUUAGGGCCUAUUGAAUGUAUUUCAAUUGACUGAUUUCCUUAUAUGAACUGUAACACUGUAAAAUCUUUUGAAUUGUUACAUUAAAUUUUUGUUCAGUAUAUAAAAUGGUCAUAUAUAUAUCUAUUUUUUUUAUACAGACUAGCUCAAAAAUAAGUGAAACUUGACAAUUGUAAGUUGCCGAUAAAAAAAAAACGAACAAACAAAAAACAUACGUUUGCACCCCCUUCUUUAAUUUAUUCCAUGGCCCAGCCAAAUAUGAUCUAUUGUAUUGCUGAGCUCAGUCAAAACUUUCCUCCCCCAACCAAAUCUUGCUUUAGGGCCCCCAAAAUGCUGGAGCCAACCCUGCUUACAGAUGUAGGAUCUUAAUUUUAGCCAGUUUGCAACAGCAGGAAAAUAAUCCUGCAGCAACAGGAAAUUUGAAUUAUUAUGUGGAUUAUAAUUAAUGGAUUUUUUUUUGCAGGGGUUGAUACAUUUUUAGUAAGGGAAAAUCAAGUCAGAAAUGUCAAAUUACAAACUUCAGAAGCCUUUUUAAACAUUCUUGACUGAAAAGUUGUGAAUCUCACUUUUCAUCUCUCUCUCUCUCUCUCUCUCUCUCUCUCUCUCUCUCUCCAUCUAUCUCUCCUGUAGACGGCACUCCUCGUAUUGUGUCCUCCUUCAGUGAGCGUGUGGUCGCCCCCGGUGAGCCCUUCUCCCUGAUGUGUGCCUCCAAGGGAGCCCCACCCCCCUCCAUCACCUGGACGCUGGACGACGAACCUGUAGUGCGAGACUCCGCCUACAAGACCAGCCAGUACACCCUAUCAGACGGCCUGACCGUGUCACAUGUCAACGUCAGCAGCCCGGCCAUCCGCGACGGGGGAGUGUAUCGCUGCGCCGCACGCAACUCGGCCGGUAGCGCCGAGUACCAAGCGCGCAUAAACGUAAGAGGUGCCUGUCUACUUUUCAAUAUACACGCACCCCACACCCGCACCUAUACACACACUGGCAAUAAGUAUACAGUACAGAGACAGGUAGAGAUGUGUAAGGAGUUAGACAAACGUGCAACACAUACACACAUCCAACACACAUGCAUACAUGCACUAACACUCACAGCGAGGUUUAGAGUCUCUUCACACACCCAACCCCAACCCUCCAACCGUCAUCCCUCUUUCUUACUCUGUCUCUUUCUCUGUAUGUGUGUCUCUCUCCCUCUCUCCCUCUCUCUUGCUCCCUGUUUCUCUGUCUGUGUCUUGCCCAGUGUGUGUUUCUCUCUCUUUUGCUGUGUGUCUGUCUACCUGGAUGUCUCUCUUACUCUCACUCUAUCUCUAUGCAUGUCUCUAUCUAUCUGUUCUCAUCAAGACCACAGCAAAGACCAUGUCUGUUCUCAUCAAGACCAUAGGACAGUGUUACUGAGGAUAAUGUAGUCAAACGUGCAUACACACCCAUACACACAAUCACUUAGAAAACACAAAUAAUUAAUAGAUAUUACAAAUAUAACCAGUAUGACUGGGUUAAGGGGGCAUCACUAACCUCCUUCUCUACCCCUCAAUCUGCCCCAAUCACUCUCUCCCCAACCUUUAUCUUCUCUCUCCUCUCCUCCUCUCCUCCUCCCCUUUUCUCCCAUGUCCUCCUCCCCUCUCUCUCCUCUUCCACCCCUGUCUCCUCCUCCCCUCUCUCUCCUCUUCCACCCCUGUCUCCUUCUCCCCUCUCUCCUCUUCCACCCCUGUCUCCUCCUCCCUCUCUCAUCCUCUUCCACCCUGUCCCUCCUCCCUCUCUCUUCUUCCCCCCCUUCCCUGUCUCUCUUCCCCCCUCUCCUCUUCAUCUCUUCCUCUUCUUCCUCUCUCUCUCCUCCCACUCUCUCCUCUCUCCACCCCCGUCUCCUCCUCCCUCUUCCUGUCUCUUACUCCCCUUUUUUCACCUUUCUUCUUCCUCCUCUCUCCCUCCUCUCCUCCGCUCCCCUCGUCCUCCCUCUCUUCUCUGUGUCUCCAGGUUCACCUAGGAUCAGGGAGAUGCGUGACAUCACGGCUGUGGCAGGAAGGAACACCUUUAUAACCUGUCGUGUGAUUGGUUACCCCUACUACUCUAUCAAGUGGUUUAAGGAUGGCAUGCUGCUGCCUGACAACCAUCGCCAGGUGGUGUAUGAGAAUGGAACGCUGAGGCUGAGUGAUGUGCAGAAGGGCAUGGAUGAGGGUACCUACCUGUGUAGUGUACUCAUCCAGCCACAGACCUCUAUCGACCAGACUGUCCACGUCACCGUCAAAGGUAGGGGACUGGACAGGGGUGGAGGACAGGGUAUUGGCAAGGGUGGCAUAGGGAAGGGAAAGGGGGAAGGGAUGAUGUGUUGCACUAAAUCUAAAUUAUCUACCAAUGACCAGAUGUAACCGCUCACUCCAAUGCAAUGGAUUUGUUGAAAGUCACCCAUGUUUGGGCAAGGUUACUUCCUAGUCGUAACGAGGCAAUCAACUUAACAGGGUGGUCACACCAUGGUGUUAAAAGCAUCUAGCUUUAUAUUAAUGUGUGUGUGUGUGUGUGUGUGUGUGUGUGUGUGUGUGUGUGUGUGUGUGUGUGUGUGUGUGUGUGUGUUGGGUGGCAAGCAUGGGGGAUUUAGGUGUGUUUGUGUGUGUGUGUUGGGGGGGUCUGUAGAAGUGUGUGUGUGUGUGUCUCUGAUUUAAUUAGAUGAAUCAUAAUGAGGCCCAGAUUAAAUCCCCUUGACGUCUCAGCAGUAGCACCACCCCACCCCCUUUCGCGACCAUGGCAACGGCAUGACUUCCUCCGCCAGUUGGCCUGUAAUCAGAGCACCUAUUAUGGGCUGGUGGAGAUGGAAGGGGGUCAGGGUUGGGACCUCUAACCUCUGACCUCUGUAACCUCUGCCCCCCAGUGCCACCCCUGAUCCAGCCCUUUGAUAUCCCCUCCACGUCGGUGGGAAAGCUCAUGUACAUCGCCUGCGUGGUGUCGUCAGGUGAUAUGCCCAUCCGCAUAACCUGGCACAAAGACGGGCAACUCAUCGUGCCUGGUUCUGCCUCUGGUGUUGGCAUAGAGACCAAGGAAUUCAUGAGCUCCUUGCAGAUCUCCAAGGUGACGCUGAAGCACAACGGCAACUACACCUGCAUCGCUAGCAACGCCGCGGCAACCGUCAGCUGGGAGAGACAGCUGAUCGUCACCGGUGAGAGAGGGAGGAGAGGGGAGGAUGGAGGGAGGGUGAGAAGGAGAGGAAGGAUUGGAAAAUAAGUGGUGUGGAAGAAUUUGAGAAAGGUAAAGAAUGAAGGGAUGGACAGACUGGUUAUAAAAGCUGGAAGAUAUUAAGAAAACACAGAAGGAUUGGAGAAUAAUUGAAGGAUAUCCACCAUUUUAGAGAUGUUAUUGUCAAUUAUAAUGACUGUACUAACUAUAACCCCUCCUCACUUAGUUCCCCCUCGCUUCGUGGUCCAGCCCAACAACCAGGAUGGGAUCUAUGGGAAGGCAGGAGUACUAAACUGUUCUGUAGAGGGAUACCCCCCUCCCAAAGUCAUGUGGAAACACGCCAAAGGUAAAGACCAACACCCUGCAGUACUAAUGACAUCAACUAACUAACUGUCUACUAUUCUAUUUAUCUUAGUGAAAGAACUUGUACAAUAAAGUUGAAUUGAUGAUGAAAGAUAACAUUAGCACAUUUUUGUAUUUUUAUUCUCUACUGUAACAUCGUAACUAAUGUACAUCCAAGCGUAAGAUUAGAAACCAAUAUCACCAUGUGUAAAUUUGACUUGACAUGACUGUGCCAUUCCUCCCUGUAGGUAUAGGGAACCCCCAGCAGUACCACCCUGUGCCUCUGACUGGUCGGAUCCAGAUCAUGUCCAACGGCUCCCUGCUGAUUCGGCAUGUCCUAGAGGACGACCGGGGAUACUACCUCUGUCAGGCCUCCAAC
Messenger RNA from Coregonus sp. 'balchen', 9869 nucleotides. Lineage: Eukaryota; Metazoa; Chordata; Actinopteri; Salmoniformes; Salmonidae. The record is from the annotation of a GenBank genome assembly.